AUGUCUCGGUUUCUUGGAAGUUUGAACAAAGCUAUCCAAGACAGAGUAGAGAUGCAACACUAUGAAGAACUUGAAGAUAUGCUGCAUAAAGCUAUUCUGGUUGAGCAGCAGGUCAAGAGAAAGGGAUUUACACGAGCUAGUGAUGGAGCAGAAUCAAGCAGAACAAGCUAUCAAAGAGAAGGGAAGCAAGUUGUUGUUUCAAAGCCUGAUUCUAAGCCAUUUCCUGCAAUUCAAGACAAAGAGAAAGGGAAAACAGAGGGAUCUGCAUCAAACGCUCAUGAUGUUAAGUGUUAUAAGUGUCUAGGAAGAGGUCAUUAUGCUAAGGAGUGCAUCAAUAGAAGAGCUAUGGUUCUCCUGGACAAUGGAGAAAUUGAGUCUGAAGAGGAGAAGCAAGAAGAAAUCUUAUCUCCUAGACGGAACGGUCGUGGCCGGACAAAUUCGUGGUCGGCCGCUGUGGUCGGACGAGUGAAGGGUUGGCCGAUGUUUCUCGGUCGAGUACGGUGCGUAGCUUUUCGGAUCGGACGGCACCAUCGGCCGUGGUACGCGAGUAAGGACGCGCGGCCGCAUGGCGUUGCUUCCCGGAUCGUGCGACAUGGUCGUGCGCGGCAUCGUCUUGAGUGGGAGUGGCGUGGCCGACCGCGGGACAUUGCUUCCCGGGUCGUGAUGAGUACUCGGCCGGAUGAUUUGAACUUUGGCCGAAGCUUUAGACGGACGGAUUUGAUUUUGGCCGACCGCGUAACAUUCAUUCCUCGGCCGGCCGCUUUGCACGGCUUGGCCGCGGUUCCUCGAUAG
Molecule: messenger RNA, 792 nt
Organism: Microthlaspi erraticum
Lineage: Eukaryota; Viridiplantae; Streptophyta; Magnoliopsida; Brassicales; Brassicaceae
Source: the annotation of a GenBank genome assembly